AUCAAGCCAUUGCAUGCACUGACGGUCCGAAUUUCCGAGACAUUUCAACGGUGCGACUCGAAAUAUUGCUUUGAUGGCAACAAGACGAAUCCUAAGCGAGUAUUGACCAAGCCAAGCAAACCAGCCAUGAAUGAUGGUUACGACAAUGAAAAUUGCGACUACAUACUACGAGUCAAUGAUGUGCUGGGAGACGAAAAGGAUUAUCAGUAUCGCGUAAUUGACAUGCUGGGCCAAGGCACCUUUGGUCAAGUCGUUAAAUGUGUACGCAUAAGCACGGGCCAGUUGUACUCAGUUAAAGUUAUCAAAAAUAAGCGUGCAUAUCGGAUACAAAGCCGUAUGGAGGUUGAGAUAUUGAAACAGGCAGGUAACAACAACUCAAAACUCGGAGCGGACGAUAGCAAUCAUGUAUUGCAGUUAGAGCAUACGUUUAAUUACAAAAACCAUCUAUGUUUGGUGUUUGAGCUCUUGUCGUUCAAUCUCUACGAGCUCAUCAAACAGAACAAUUACAAGGGGCUCUCAUUGAAUCUGGUGCGCGUGUUCGCAUUGCAGUUAUUGGACUCGUUAGUAUUGUUAAAGAAGGCACGGAUCAUUCAUUGCGAUCUCAAACCGGAGAACGUGCUUCUUAAAAGCGUCAAAUCACCCACAAUCAAAGUAAUUGAUUUUGGAUCCGCGUGCCAUGAAUCCAACCAUGUAUAUACUUAUAUUCAGUCUCGGUUUUAUCGAUCACCGGAAAUCUUGCUCGGAUUGCCAUAUACUUCGGCCAUCGACAUGUGGUCACUAGGGUGUAUUGUUGCAGAGUUAUUCAUCGGCAUCCCUUUGUUUCCGGGAAGUUCAGAAUAUAAUCAGUUGUUUCGAAUUGUGGAGAUGCUAGGACAACCGUCUCAGGACAUGCUGGACCAAGGCAAGACCGCAUCAAAUUUUUAUAACCGGGAGACACUUCCGAACGGGAAACACGUUUUUAGGAUGAAGAGUCGCGAACAAUAUGGCCGAGAGCAGCAUAAAAACGAGUUACCCAGCAAAAAAUAUCUUCCACAGACGGAGUUACCUGCACUGAUCCUCGAAUACAAUAAUCGAUCUCGAUCAUCGUCAUCUCGGAACAACAAUAGCACUACUAAUCUCCAGAUGCGCCAUGCUUUAAUUAAUUUUCUGGAAGGCCUGCUCCAGCUCAAUCCAUUGAAACGAUGGAGUCCAUUGGAAGCUCGCUAUCAUCCCUUCAUCACUGGCGAGCCUUAC
Messenger RNA from Zychaea mexicana, 1233 nucleotides. RefSeq names its product kinase-like domain-containing protein. The annotation marks the transcript as partial. Gene Ontology annotation, molecular function: protein tyrosine kinase activity; ATP binding; protein serine/threonine kinase activity. Gene Ontology annotation, cellular component: nucleus; cytoplasm. The transcript has 5 exons. The record is from RefSeq and is a predicted model, not a curated record. Gene Ontology annotation, biological process: peptidyl-serine phosphorylation; peptidyl-threonine phosphorylation. Lineage: Eukaryota; Fungi; Mucoromycota; Mucoromycetes; Mucorales; Lichtheimiaceae.